Messenger RNA from Pygocentrus nattereri (red-bellied piranha), 3547 nucleotides. RefSeq names its product ubiquitin interaction motif containing 1 (gene uimc1). Bases 33 to 3020 code for a protein of 995 amino acids. The record is from RefSeq and is a predicted model, not a curated record. Gene Ontology annotation, molecular function: K63-linked polyubiquitin modification-dependent protein binding; histone binding. Gene Ontology annotation, cellular component: BRCA1-A complex. The transcript is spliced from 18 exons. Gene Ontology annotation, biological process: double-strand break repair; positive regulation of DNA repair. Lineage: Eukaryota; Metazoa; Chordata; Actinopteri; Characiformes; Serrasalmidae.
GUGGAUGUCGCUCCAGCGUUGUUGCCCGCAGUAUGCCUCGGAGGAAACGGACCACACCUCAGAACGAAGGACAGAGAAAAGUUCGUCGCGCUGAUGAUAAUCAGGACGAGGACACGUUGGUCAUCUCUGACUCCGAAAAUGAGCAGGAAGAAAACGCUGUCGUCAAAAUGUCGCCAAGGGAAGCGCGGAGGAGGGAAAGGGGGAGCAGGUCACAAAUGCAAGACAUGACUGAGGAAGAGAUGUUGGACCUGGCUAUGAGACUGAGUAAACAAGAGGCAAGCAGUGCUGCCCAAAGACAACAGCUGGAAGACGAUGACAUGAGAAAAGCCAUUGCAGAAAGUCUUCAUGUCAGCCAAAGCGAAGCUUUGGACGUGACCUCUGAACCAGCUAGCUCUACGACAAAGCCUAGUCAAGACCCAGUCACUGUGACCACACACUUGAGACGCAAGCUCUCCUUCCCCUACAAGACUGAGAUGACCAAGGCCAGUGACGAUGAGGUUACCUCUGCAGCCGAAAGUGGCGAGCACAGCGUGCAGGAUAUUAAGCCACUGCUGCCAAUGCCUGAUCUGUCUCAGCAGACCCUGUCACAGCCCUCACUUCCAAGCCCAUGUCUGCCUCCUGUGCCUUCUACAACUUCUCAAGAAUGCUACUGUACACAGUGGAAGGAUCCAGAUGAACAAGUACUUAAAACAGAGUCUCUGGAGGAUGAGCCUUCACAGAGCGACUCUCAGGCCCAGGGUUCCCCUAUUUUUCUUCAGCAGUGUAGUGUAAGACUGAACCAGGAUGCAGUGAUCACCAGCAGAGCUUCAUGGAAUCCCCUGUCAGUGCAGGACAGUUCUCUCAGCUUAACUUGUCUUGAUAGCUCGCAGCUCACCCAUCAGCAGAACCCAUCCCCUUAUAAAAGCCCUGUUUUUGCUAAGACAGACCCUAAAGGAAGUAUUGAAUUGACUAAGGACGAGGUUAGUUGUACCCUUAAAGAUAAUUUUGUAGGCAAAGUAUGCACACCUAAAGAAGAAGACUCAGAAAAAGCUAAAGAAUCUUCAAGCCAUAAAAAACAACUUCACGAAAGCAGGGAUCCUCGAAAACGCCUUUCACUCUACAUAAAGUCUCAGCCUUCACCUCACACUUCAGUGCCUGAUGACGGUGUUGGUCCAGAGCAGGAAACAGUACAGCCAAAACAGUUGAAGGAUGACUGUCAUAGAGCCAGCUCAAAUGCUGUUCUUGAGAGAUUCCCAAAUUCAGAGAAGAUGCCUUUGCAUGUAGAAAGCCAAUCUUUGGGGGAGUUCACCAGUCAUAUGGUCCUGCAUUUGUCAGAUGAUGAUGAAGAAGAGGAGGAGGAGAAGGUUGUUGAUCCAAGCCCUGUCUUCCACCAGGAGCAUGUUCUACGCCCAGGCCAUUCAAGGCUCUCUCCAACCCAGCCCUGCUGCUCACCACCUACUGUCGCCACAGCACAAAGCUGCUCCUGUACACAUGAACACUCCACACAAAGCUCUGAUUCCCAGCAUGUAUGUGUUCGGAGGAAAUUCACCUCCAAGACUACUUGUCCAGCCGAGCCUGACCAGCUAGAAGUUGGCUUCCUCAAAAAACCUGCCUGUGAUUCUAGACAUGCACACCUGACGGACGGGAAAGGGGAUGGUCUUGUGUCUUAUUACUGGGGAGUCCCCUUUUGCCCCAGGGGGCAAAGCCCCGAUGAUUAUACAAGAGUUAUCCUCAGCCAGUUGGAGGUGUAUGAGAAGAGUCUGAAAGAAGCCCAGCGCCAGCUCCUGCACAAAGCAGAAUGGAGUCUGCCACUGUUCCCGUGUCCAGCAGAGAGGCCAUUCGGCAGGAGAAUGAAGCGCCACAGAGCCCCUCAGCUUCUGGAGGAGGAAGAGGAUGAAGAGUCAGAAAAGGUGAUGGAAGAGAAAAAGAGAGAAUUGGUCGAGGAAGAGAAAAAGAAAGAAUUGGACGAGGAAGCGGACGAGGACAGGGCAGAAUCCCGGGGGGAUUCAGAGAAAGAAGUGGAACAUGGACAAAGUGAAACAUAUGUGGUGGUCUCCUCUCCAGAGACGCAGGUGGAGCUUGUGCAGAACUCCCCUUUGCUCAUUGGACAAAAUGGGUCUUCAAAUGCCAUUAAACCUUCCAGUUGUACAAAGUCUGGUCCUCAGGAUCUUUCUGAUGACACCCAGAUCCAACAGCCUGAUGAGCAUGAAGACAUUCAAAAUGAAAAUUAUGAUGAGGAGAACACUGUGUGUCCAGAAACUCAGAUGACUGAAGACAACACACCAGAGCUGAUGGUGACAAGUCCUGCACAGCCGCAGUCAUGGGCAGAGAGUGAGGUAAUGGAGGUGGAUGAAGGAGAAGCUGCUGAAGAGGAGCGAAUGGAGCAAGAGCAGGCAGAGGAGGAGGAGCAGCAGCAGCAGCAACAAAAUGAGUCGGCACCUGCUCAGAGCCAGAAAGUGGAAUGCCCCAUGUGCUCUCGCCUCUUUCCCAUCAGCAAGAUUGAGGUGCACGCUGCCUACUGUGAUGGCAACACAGAGGACCAGGAACAACAGGAUGACCUUUCACAAAUGCUUACAUUGCGCAAGAGGACCAGAAGAAUACCAACGGAAGAGACUUUGUCGGGAUCAGAGAACAGGUCAGAGCAGCGAGAGAAAUGCUACCUGUGUCAGAGGUUUUUCCCAUCCAAGCAGUACAGCCAUCAUGUGGAAAAGUGCCUUCAGCAGAAAGGUCCCAGAAAUAAUCAGGGAAAUGGUUUGCUCUCCGCCCUACAUCAGGCAGAACGAGUUCAUUUAGAUGAUGAUGACGGAGCUGGACCAUCUGACAUUACAAACAAAAACCACGGUGGCCUUGCAGACUCAUCAGAGGUGGCUGAAGCUGGUGGAAAUGGAAACUGUCCAGCAUCAGGUUUUCACGUGAGCUCGUCUCCCAUCAAAUCCUUCACCUCAAUAUCCGAAGCUACAGACUGCCUCAUAGACUUCCAGCAGCAGUACUCAGCCAAGUCCAGCCAAAGACUUGGAAGGAAAAGGAAAUUUAAGAGAUAGCAUCUAUAUGCUCUAUAAAUAUGCUUUAUAACAAUGGUGUCUGCUUUUUAAAAUGCCAAGUCUUUUUUGUAUGCCAUUUUUAUAAUUAUAACGUACAAAUACAAUUAAAUGUUUUCUGUAAUGUUAUAAAAGGUGCUUUACCAUUCCAUCUUUAUACUUGGUUAUUUUGAUUGUAUGUCUUGUGAGGUAAAAAGCAAGCAAAGAUUUAUAAUAUAAAAUAUUCAUAGAAUGGUUUUAAUUUAAAUCAUUUACUCCUGCUGUGACAAAAUGACCAGAUGCAUCUUCUUAAAGGAGAAAAUUACAUUAUUUAUGAAAGAUUUAUUGCAAGUGAUGAUGGACUGUUUUCAUUGUGGAGCUCUUUGAAUGCUGCUUCAAUCCAUAUCCAUGUCAUUCCAGCAUGCCCAGCGUGGUUAUUGUUGUAAUCUUAAUUCAGAAUGGGUUAUCAUAGCCAAACAAACAACCUUGAAUGAUGACAGUUGGCUAAAAUGAGUUGGCCAAUGUGAAUAAAGACUAAUUUUGAAAUUUAA